GACCUCACGCGCAAGGCCCGCAGGCAGAUUUUCCGUUGCGAGGCGAUGGUCCAGGACGUCCCCAUCAUUGACAUGUCCGCCCCCGAGGCAGCGGCCGCGGCGGCGGUGCGGGCGGCGGCGGCUGGCAGCGGCUUCUUCUACGUGACGCAGCACGGCGUGUCGGAUCAGCUGGUGGCUGAGGCGUUUGCGCAGCAGCGGGCGCUGUUUGCGCUGCCGCAAGAGACCAAGAUGGCGCUGCUUCAGGACGCCAACAACCGGGGGUACACGCCCUUCAGGGAAGAGACCCUGGAUCCCGCCAACCAGAAGCACGGCGACACCAAGGAGGGUUUCUACUUCGGGCGCGAGGUGGCCCCCGACAGCCCCGAGGCCUCCAAGCCCUUGCACGGCCCCAACCAGUGGCCGGAUCCCGCGCUGCUGCCCGACUACCGCAGGGUGACGUGGCAAUACUACGAGGCGCUCAACGCGCUGGGCAUGCGGCUGCUGCGGCUGCUGGCGCUGUCUCUAGACCUGCCCGCCGAGCACUUCACGCCCAUGUUCACGGCGCCGCUGGUCACACUGCGGCCGCUGCACUAUGCGGCGGAGGUGUCGGACCCGGGAGCCGGCGUGUUCGGGGCGGGCGCCCACACCGAUUAUGGCAUGUUGACGAUUCUGGCCACUGACGAUGUGCCCGGACUGCAGAUCUGGCUCCCAGACCGCAGCGUUGAUGAGGGCGAGGGCCAGGGCGGGCGCGGCAGCUGGCACGACGUGGCCCCGGUGCCGGGGUCGUUCAUCAUCAACCUGGGCGACAUGCUGGAGCGUUGGACCAACGGGCUGUACCGGUCCACGUUACACCGGGUGAUCAACACUACGGGCCGCGAGCGCUACUCCAUCGCCUUCUUCUUUGAGCCCAACUUUGACACGCGCGUGGAGGUGCUUCCCGUGUGCACUGGCCCCGGCAACCCGCCCCGCUACCCGCCCACCACCAGCGGCGAGCACCUGCUGGCCAAGUACGCACAGACACACGCCGGCUACAACGCCGCCGACAAGGAGGCCGAGCACUGAGCCAGCCGCCAAGCACGGAGCAGUAGUGUGCAGCGUAGUGCAGCGCAACCCCAAGUCAUGUCUAUUAGAGCUGAAGGGUGUAGCAUAGGAGAGCGGGAGAACGUGACAAACUACAUGCGUUGCGGUGGUCGCAUGUGUGCGUGGCCAUACUGUUUCGCUGUGGUAAGUCUCCGCGCUCUGGGCGCCCAGCAAGGCAAUAUCUGCGUUGCCCUAGCAGCUGCCCCAGCGGGCAGCGGGCUGCGCACAAUACAAGAGGGUCCGUGUCCCCUGGUAUGUGCAAGCCAUGCGCCCGAAAGUAGCAAGUGUAAUGCCGGGUCUUU
This is a messenger RNA of Chlamydomonas reinhardtii, 1361 nucleotides long. RefSeq lists its product as uncharacterized. Lineage: Eukaryota; Viridiplantae; Chlorophyta; Chlorophyceae; Chlamydomonadales; Chlamydomonadaceae. The record is from RefSeq and is a predicted model, not a curated record. The coding region runs from base 46 to 1041 and encodes 331 amino acids. The transcript is spliced from 10 exons. Gene Ontology annotation, molecular function: dioxygenase activity.